UGAGACAAUUCAGUUUGAAAUUUAAUUAUGUCGCUUUUCUUUGAAUUGUGCAGACUGUGCUUGACAAAUUGUAGUUCCAACUGUAAUGGGGUGAUAAUCUAUGAGAAUGACGAGAUCAGACGACAAAAAAUAAAGGACUGCCUGCCUAUUACUAUUCCAGAUAUAUUUCAAAUUUGCAGUAAUUGUGAUGGAAAGUUGAACUGUUUCUAUCAAUUUAGACUAGAUUCCGUGAGAUGCCAACAUGAAUUUAAUGAUAUCCUUAAAUCAGUUCAGCCACCGCAGAAUGUACAGUAUGAGCAAGAGUAUUACAUACCAAUGAAUGAACAGAAUAUGUAUAUACAACAUCCAACACAAACAAAUGAACUCCAAGAGGAUUAUCAUUAUAUGGCACACGAACUUCAUUUAGCAUUAGAAGAUAAUCAGAAUGAUAAUAAUUCAUUAAUUUCAUUGCCUGCCAAUAUUUAUGAGCAAAUGCAAACACCAAACAAUUCAGAACAUCAUAUUCACAAUGAAGAAUUCGAUCAGACAUCACAAUUAAUUGAUAAUCAGCCACAAGAGAUAAUUGAAGUUCCUAAAAUUGAAAGUCCAGAACAUUGUGUAAUAUCAAUAGAGCAACAAAAUAAUGAUCAGUCUGAAAAUAUCCUUCAUAAUGACGAUUUCACGUAUGAUGAUUUUGACGAAUCCUGUCAGUCAUUUCCGAGUGAUCGAAAUAAUAUAGAUAAUGCUAUUGAGAAGAAAAUAGAAGAAUUUAUUCAAAAUAAGAGAAAUAAGGCGAAUCCAAAGAUCUGUACAGUAUGUAAUAAAUUAUUUAGGACCAAUUAUAAAUUAAGAGAACAUAUGCAGACCCACGAAAAUAAUCCAAAAUUUAUCUGCAACUAUCCAGAUUGCAAUAAGAGCUUUAAAUCAAAAAUAGGACUUAAGGAGCAUGCUGCUAAACAUACUGGACAAUACAGUUAUUCCUGUGAAACCUGUGAUAAGAAAUUUUUACUUCGUUCCUACUAUUUAGCCCAUCAAAAGAUUCAUUCAAAUGUCAAAAACUUUGCAUGCUCAAUGUGCUCUAAAACGUUCAAAAAUAAGCAGAACCUUGUGAAUCACGAGAAUUUCCAUUAUGGACUUAAAUUGUUUAUUUGUGAAAUCUGUCAAAAGUCUUUUACUACAAAAACGAAUUUGGAUGUACAUAUGAAAUCAUCGCAUACUCAAGUUGAACAGUUUGAAUGCAAUGUAUGUAAAAAAUAUUUCAAGACAAGAGCGUAUCUUAAAGUCCAUCAAAAGACGCAUUUCAAAGAGCUUCAAAAUUAUGCUUGCAAGAUCUGCUCAAAAACUUUUAUUCAACUCUGUGAUCUCAAAAUUCACCAAAAAACUCAUACGAAUCAAAAGGACUUUGUCUGUGAAGUCUGCGGCGAGUCAUUUACAAGAAAAGAUUCUCUGAAGCUUCACGUAUCGUCAGUUCACGAUAAAGACUGCAUUUUUAACUGUGAGUUUUGUCAAAAGACUUUUACAAGGAAGAACUCACUUAAUCAGCAUCGAAAGAAAUGUAUUAAUAGCGCAAAUGCUGUGAAAUUUUAGAAUAAAAAAGAAUCUCAUUUAUUUAUUCAAUGCAAUGGCAGA
This is a messenger RNA of Chironomus riparius, 1608 nucleotides long. Lineage: Eukaryota; Metazoa; Arthropoda; Insecta; Diptera; Chironomidae. The record is from the annotation of a GenBank genome assembly.